GUGUUCAGAGUGAUAAACUCACACUGCAGAGAAAAGCUGAUGAAAUAAGUGAGAAGUUUCUGAUCUUCUGUCAAAUGUCUGUCACUAUAAUCAUGUCUGAGCCUGAAGCAGGAAACAAACCCUGACAAACAGAGCUGCAGUGAGAGGUGGAGCAACAGUAGGAACAGGAAAACUGCAACGUCACAUUCCUGAAAUGAAACUGAAAGUUAGUGAGAGCGACAGCAGAGCUGCAGUCGAGACAGAUCUCUGUGUUUCUGUCUAAAGAAAAAUUAAAUAGAGUUGAUCAGGAUUUCCUCAACAACUGCUCAGAUACUGUGUGUCGACAUGUCUGCUGCCAGCAACCUGAGAUCUGAAGAUCAGUUCCUGUGCUCCAUCUGUCUGGAUGUGUUCACUGAUCCAGUCACUACAUCAUGUGGACACAACUUCUGUAAGAACUGCAUCACUACACACUGGGACAUUAGUGACAGGUGUCAGUGUCCCAUGUGUAAAAAGGUUUUCAACAUAAGACCUGAGCUUCACAUCAACACUUUCAUCUCUGAGGUGGUUGCUCAGUUCAAACUUGAAGCUCAACAGAAAACCAGCAGCAGCAGCUCAGAGCAACAAGUUUCCAAACCAGGAGAAGUUCCCUGUGACGUCUGCACUGGAACCAAACUGAAGGCCCUGAAGUCCUGCCUGGUGUGUCUGACCUCCUACUGUGAGACUCACCUGGAGCCUCACCUGACAGUGUCAGGCCUGAAAAGACAUCAGCUGAUCGACCCUGUGGAGAACCUGGAAGACAGGAUGUGUACGAAGCACGAUAAACCUCUGGAGCUGUUCUGUCAGACCGACCAGACAUGUGUCUGCGUGCUCUGCUCUGUUUUAGACCACAAGACACAUGAGUUUGUUCCUCUGAAAGAAGAAUAUGAAGGAAAGAAGGCAGAGCUGGAGAAGACAGAGGCUGAAAUUCAGCAAAUGAUCCAGAAGAGACGACUGAAGAUUCAGGAGAUCAAACACUCAGUCAAGAUCAGUAAAGAUGAUGCAGACAGAGAGAAAGCAGAAGGUGUUCAGGUCUUCACUGCUCUGAAGGAGUCUGUUGACAGAGGCCUGAACCAGCUCAUAAAGGAGAUCGAAGACAAACAGAAAACCACAGACAAACAGGCUGAAGACUUCAUCACAGAGCUGGAACAGGAAAUCUCUGAGCUGAUGAAGAGAAGCACUGAGGUGGAGCAGCUCUCACUCUCUGAAGACCACUUCCACCUCCUCCAAAGCUUCCCACCCCUGAAAGCUGCUCCACCCACCAAGGACUGGACAGAGGUCAGAGUCCGUCCAUCAUAUGAGAGGACUGUGGUGAGAGCUGUGACUCAGCUGGAGGAGACGCUCAGUGAAGAGAUGAAGAAGCUGAUUGAGGCUGAGCUGAAGAGGGUCCAGCAGUAUGCAGAGGAUGUGACUCUGGAUCCUGAUACAGCAAAUCACUGGCUCAUCCUGUCUAAUGAUAGAAAACAAGUUCACUGUGGUGAUGUGAGGAAGAAUCUCCAAGACAAUCCACAGAGAUUUUCUAACCGUGUUUUUGUCUUAGGAAAGCAGAGUUUCUCUUCAGGCAGAUUUUACUUUGAGGUUCAGGUUAAAGGAAAGACUAAGUGGAAUUUAGGAGUGGCCAGAGAGUCAAUCAACAGGAAGGGAGACAUAACACUGAGCCCUCAGAAUGGUUACUGGACGAUAUGGUUGAGAAAUGGAAAUGAGUACAAAGCUCUUGCUGACCCCCCAGUCUGUCUCUCUCUGAAGUCUCAGCCUGAGAAGGUGGGGGUGUUUGUGGAUCAUGAGGAGGGUCUGGUCUCCUUUUAUGACGUAGCUGCUGCAGCUCUCAUCUACUCCUUUACUGGCUGCUCCUUCACUGAGAAACUCUACCCAUUCUUCAGUCCCUGUAAUAAUGAUGGUAAAAACUCCACCCCUCUGAUCAUCUGUCCUGUCAAUCAAACUGCCUGAUCUUUUUUAUGAUGAAGCAUUGACAACAAUCAAUAUACUUAUUAAAUGAAUCUUUAAAUUGCAUGUCUACAGUGUAAAUAUACAGCAGACAUAAACACAAACUAAACAAUUAAGUUUAAGUCUUAUUAAAGAGAAAUUUUGAGGAAAGGGGAAGGAGUUCAAGAUGUUUUUCAUUCAGUCAAUGAGGGACAUUUCUCAUUUCUCAUAAUCUAUUAAACUUGACAACAUGUCAGUUUUUAUCAUUUAUAUGUCUGACGAUUGUGUAAAAAUGUUGAUUUUUGAAAUAAUUCCUUAAGAGAAGAUCAUGAAUAAAGCAGAAAUCUGUAAACUGUGUUUCUUACAUGAAAAUAAAUAAAUAAACAAAUACAUGUAAAAAGCA
This is a messenger RNA of Seriola aureovittata, 2341 nucleotides long. Its product is annotated as E3 ubiquitin-protein ligase TRIM21-like. Gene Ontology annotation, molecular function: zinc ion binding; protein binding. The transcript is spliced from 2 exons. The record is from RefSeq and is a predicted model, not a curated record. NCBI's taxonomy places the organism in Eukaryota, Metazoa, Chordata, Actinopteri, Carangiformes, Carangidae. Bases 325 to 1962 code for a protein of 545 amino acids.